AUGCACACAACCCCGGCGACUAGUAACAACAACGUUGAGAGCAACAGCACCAACAACCCAAUGCUUGUGUGGGCCGCAGCGCAGGAACUUCAUGACGGCUUCACCGCCCACGCCAAUUCGCUGCCGUAUCUUCUCAACAUCACCCGCGGCCUGGAGCGCAUACUUGAGGACACACGUGUGAUGUACAACACGGCCAUCCGCCAGCGCGAUGAGGCACGUACGCGACUCAUUGCCGCUCAGUCCAAUCUCGCUGCGGUGGAACGCGUUGUGGCGCAAUACGCCGCCGUGACGGAACCCGUUGUGGCCUCCGACGGCUUCACGUAUGAGAAUGUGUCUAUCUGCGAGUACCUGCAGGAGUGUGCGAGCAGCAACACCAAGGCCUAUUCGCAACUCACAAAGGAAGAGUUGUAUGAUGUGGUUGUGCCGAAUCAAACACUGCGCCGCCUUGUACAGAUGCUGCAGAUUGUGCGCACCACAGAGGUGCCGCCUGUCUCGCAGCGUACCCCCAUCCCUCCAUUUACUCACCACAACAACAAUACAAACACCAAUAACAAUGUGAACAGCGCUACCACCGCAGCAGGAGCAGGAGGUGAUUUGAUGGGAAAAGGCGGAAACACUUGUUUGAAUUGGGCAGACGAGGAGGUGGAUCCUGGUGCUACGCCUAUUCGCGCCUCGGAGUUGGAAGCCACACUUGUGGGUGCCAUCAACGCUGGUAGCCUUAAUGCAUCACAAUGCAGCAACACAGCAGUGACAGCGACGACGGCGGCGGCGGCCAAUAACAACAGUAACAACGCCAAUUUAACCAACAAUGCAUUACCUCGACGAUGGGAAAACCGUCAACAACAACAACAAGGUGGAGGCUUCGGCGGAAGGAAUGCCAAUAAGAAGCACCCAUGCCUUCGAGUAUAUGGUUUUUGCAAUUUCCUCGAAGAUUGUGCCUUUGCACAUUAUCCCUAUGAGGCCUGCCUUAACUAUAUCAAAGGAAAAUGUCGGUUUGGGCAACACUGCAAGGAAUUACACGUGAGUUCCACCUAUCCGCGUUAUGCUCCUCAGCGCAACAACAGCACACAGAGCCACAAUUCUAACAGUAAUAUCAACAACAGUACGGCCUCCCCUAACCAAGUGGAGGAGAAGGACGCCAGCGCGAGGAGCCGACGCAGCACAAAGGAGAAGGAAAGCAGCAAAGGUAGCAGUGUGAAGGGAGAGAAUAACAGCAAGGACUUCUCAGAGGAACAGCAAGAGGCGAAACUGACAGCCACAACACCGUCAGAGGGUGAACAACAAGAACAGGAACAACCGCAAGAACAGGAACAGGAACAGGAACAACCACAAGAACAAGAACAACCACAAGAAGAGGAACAAGAACACGAACAAGAUCAACCACAAGAAGAGCGAGAACAAGAAGAAGAACAACAUCAAGAUGAAGAACAGUCACAACUGCAGAAGGAAGAGGAACAGCAAGACGUGGUGAAGCACGAAGCCGCUGCAAAAUCAGAGUCUGAGUAA
This is a messenger RNA of Trypanosoma theileri, 1506 nucleotides long. RefSeq names its product RNA-binding protein. The transcript has a single exon. Gene Ontology annotation, molecular function: metal ion binding. The coding region runs from base 1 to 1506 and encodes 501 amino acids. The record is from RefSeq and is a predicted model, not a curated record. Lineage: Eukaryota; Euglenozoa; Kinetoplastea; Trypanosomatida; Trypanosomatidae.